Photinus pyralis (common eastern firefly) is the source of this 2952-nucleotide messenger RNA. Its product is annotated as serologically defined colon cancer antigen 8 homolog. Gene Ontology annotation, cellular component: centriole; centrosome. Bases 189 to 2813 code for a protein of 874 amino acids. The transcript has 10 exons. NCBI's taxonomy places the organism in Eukaryota, Metazoa, Arthropoda, Insecta, Coleoptera, Lampyridae. The record is from RefSeq and is a predicted model, not a curated record. Gene Ontology annotation, biological process: neuron migration; tube formation; centrosome cycle.
UGAUUUUUGAAGCGAUGAAGCAGCGUGAAAGGGUCACUUAUGGAGCAGGUGUCUGUUAAGAGACAAAGCGCGGCGGAUCAGCUGGGGUCGACGUCGAAGGUUUGCUUCGUCAGCUGUAUCCGUCUAUAGCAACCAUCGCCAUCUCAAUAACUUUCCAACAACGAUCGAUUCAAGGAGGUUAUAAAAGGAUGACAGGCGAGAACUUCGCGUUUUGUUUCUCGAAAAUGUACGGCACGACUCACGGCAGCUUUCCAAAGAAACAAAAGCCGAGCGGCGCGGCUGGAUAUUUGGCGCGUCCAAAAUUGGGAGCCUAUCGCUCGCUCUACCCGCUCAAGAGUCUGCGGCCCAGCACCGGCUACAACUAUGAAAAACGGAAAAAAGCCAGAAAGUCAAAUGAGUCGAAAAUGGAGUAUCGAAGACGGCCGGAUUACGCGGACACGGCGUACCGCGAGGCCGUUUCUCGCUUGAAGGUGCUGCUCGCCGACAGCUACGCGCCCAUCAAGCGGCCGAUCAGAGAAUUGGACAGCGCCGGCGAGGAGACGGACAAUCAGUCGCUGAUGAGCGGUGCCAGUCGAAAUUCCAGACCGAGCCAUUUGCAUUACAGAUACAGCCCGUCGAUACCCAAGAGGUACCCCUACUACACCCCCUCGAGGACCGCCACCGUUGAACCGGACAAAUCACUCUUAACCGAUACCAAAUGGGAGCAUCCGGAUUUCCCUACGUUCGUUGAGCGGCAAGAGGACUACAUCGACCAGCUCGAGAAAGAGUCGAAGUUCUGCAGGGACGAACUGGCAACGUUGCUGCGAAAGGUGAAGGAUGUCAUAUCGGAAAACGAAGAUCUGCACGAGAAGCAAAAGUCUUCGCUGAUCAAGUCGGUGUUCAAUCGGCUCGAAAGCGAGACUGAAACCGAAACGGAAUCGGACAUAAAAAAAUGCACAUACAAGUCUCCAAAACGCUCCCGGCGGCACAUCGCGCUCGAAGGGCCGACGAUCGUCUUUGAAUCGCGCAUAUCCGAACUCGAGGCGCAGCUCACCCAGGCCAAGAUCGAUCUGCGCAAGUCGAUCGACGAGAACGAGUCGUUCAAAAGAAAACUGGCCGACGGUAGUCUGUCCGACGGCGCGGGCCUAGACACGCACAGAAAGCAAAUCGAAAGUCUGCAAAGGGACAAGGGCGUCCUGCAGGACACGGUCGCGAAGCUACAGAGCGUCCUCGCGCAGUUCAAAGAUCAGGAGAACAUAUCGUGCGAUCAGAUCAAGCGCAGCCUGGACGCGGCCGAGCAGGCGCAGUACGAGAAGAACGCCGCCGAGCUCGAGAUCCGUCGGCUGAAGGACGAGCUCGAGCGGCAGCACGGAAAGCUGCGCGACGCGAUCGGCGAGCACAGCCGGCGAAUAUCGGACGAGCGAUCGGCGAUGGAGCGACGCUACGCGCAGCAGAUCGAUCAGCUGACGACGGACCUGGGCGUCCAAUGGGAGACGACCAGUAAGGUGCAGCUCGAGCUCGAGAAGCAGAGGAGGGACAAUUCGGAUUUGCGACGGGAACUCGCGCAGAAGCAGGCGUAUGUUGACGAGCUGAAGAAGGAGAUGCACUCGAAGAUUUCCACCAUGCAGUCCGAUAUUGGGCUGAGCGGCGCGGAGAAGAGCGCCCUCGAGCAACAGAUCGCUACGCAACAGUUGUCGAAUGAGAGGAUCGAGAGGCAAAAUCGGCAGGAGGUCGCUAGGUUGCAGGCCGAGUUGCAGUCGCUGAGGCAGCGGCUCGACAGGUCCGAUGCAGAUCUCAUUCACAGUCGAAGGGAGAACAUCAGGUUGAGCGAGCAGAUCGCCUCGCUUGAGAAGGAGAUUAAUUUAAACGUGGCACUAUCGGAAGAGAGAGGCAAACGUGGAGGCGGUAGUGGUGGUGGUGGUGACAUAAUUGCGUUACCAGCGCCGUCCGCCCGAGACGAUCGAGAGAAAGAGCUGUCGACGAUGGUCAAAGAUAUGGAGACCAAGCAUGCGGCCACUGUGGCCGAAUUGGAGACUAUGAUCCACUCGCAGAAUCAACUCAUGGACAAACUCACUGGCGAAUGUCAAGCCCUCACUGUCAAACUAGAGGAUGCCAGCACAAGGCACAAGGAGGAAAUACGGGAACUACAAGCUAACUUAGAUUAUUUAAGUACAAGAGUUAAUCAUACACAAAGUAAUAAUAAUAAACUGCCAUCUCAAUAUGAAGAUGAGACGCAUAAUAUCCCAAGCACUCAAAGAACCAUUCAGCACCAACAACCAAACGCACCAAACCAACCAGUGAGUUACAAUCGGACACCGCCGCCGAACAAAAUCCUAAGCCGCACCAGCAGCAACGCGUCACUAAAGCAAACCACCCCCCCAAGACGAAAACCGUCGAUCGCCCCAACCCCAGCGCCGACCGCCGAGGAACCGCCCGCGCCAACGCAACCGGACAUCGACGCCAACCAGUUUUACCCCGAGGAUCCCAAUCAGUACAUGAACGAUCCGAACUACGCGUACGACCCACAGUACCAAGCGCAGUACGAUCAGGCCGGUUACGAGCAGUACGAAAACGAUCUCGUUUACGGCGGCGCGGAUCCCAAUCAGCAGUACGAUCCCAAUCAGCAGUACGAUCCCAAUCAACAGUACGAUCCCAAUCAACAGUACGACCCCAAUCAGCAGUACGAUCCCAAUCAGAUGUACGUGGGCGACGUUUACGCGACCGAUCCGAACGCGCAGCAGCCGCAGCAACAGCAGCAGCAGCAGGCGGUCUACGAGGAAACGAAAACCGAACAGCCGCCGCCAGCAAAACAGGACGAGGAAAAGAAAACCUAGGUGAUACGUAGUCAUUUUUCCCUUCUCGAACUUUCAAUCGCUUAGGGUUGUGUUAAAUAUUGUAACUCUCUACGCACGUUUUUAUGUAAAUUGUUUGUAUCUAAAUGUACCUAUAAUAAACAAGUGUCCAAAGCGCUUG